Messenger RNA from Aplysia californica (California sea hare), 1426 nucleotides. RefSeq lists its product as uncharacterized. The record is from RefSeq and is a predicted model, not a curated record. NCBI's taxonomy places the organism in Eukaryota, Metazoa, Mollusca, Gastropoda, Aplysiida, Aplysiidae.
CAGGUACCGCAUGCCAUGGGAGAGCCUUCCUAACACCAACUGCCUUCGCAAAAAGUGCAGAAGUGACGGGGAUUGCUGCAGACGACACUCCAAGUGCAACCCUCAGGCCCACGUCUGCUACGACUGCUGGUACGGACAUCCGUGCAGAACGAACAGAGACUGCUGCGAGAGGUUUCCUUACUGCAACUCUGUGUUCAACACUUGUGGGAAGUAGUGCGUGGACGGAGGAGGAGGGGGUGGAGUGAGGGAGGAGGAGGAGGAGUGUUGGAGGAGGAGUGAUGGAGGAGGAGGAGUGGGAGAGGGAGGCGAGGAGGAGAGGUAGGAGGAGAGUGAUAGAGGAAGGGUGGUAUAGAAUGAAGGGUGAGUGGUGAUAAUAGAGUUUAGGAAAAAUUGGGGGAGGGAGACGAAGAGAAGGGAGAUAAGAGUAGACGAGAAUAAAGGAGGAGGAGGAGGAGGAGGAGGAGGAGGAGGAGGGGUGGAGUAGAAGGAAGGAGGAGUUGUGUGGGAAGAUGAGGAAGGAAGAGAAUUAAAAAAGAGGGUAGAAGAGAUGAGGGAGAAGGACGUGGAACAGAAGGAAGCGGAGGGGAUGGAAGAGAAGGAAGGAGGAGGAGGGGUUUAGAAAGAUGGGGGGAUGAACGGAAGGAAGAUGAGAGUGGAGGAGGAGGAUGAAACAGAAAAAAAACGGGAAAGUGGAGGAAAAUGAGCUAGGGGAGAAGGAGAUAUGAGCAAAAGGAAGGAGGAGGCGAAGGAGGGAAUAGAGGAAUAUGGGAGAGGGGAAAGGGGUUAGAAACAGAGUGAAGGAGGAACAGAAGGAAGGAAGAGGAAAAGGCUUGUAAAUUUGAAUCCUCUUGGCAGAUUUUGGGUGGUCUAUCUGAUUUGCUAAUAGCACAACGCUUGGUGCAGUCACAAUGAACGGAGAUACUUUAGAAAGACGAAUAGACAACUUCACUGAAAUCUUGUAGGCGGGCAUCUAUAAGAAUUGUGGUGGUAGGCAUUUACCACUGCGGUGGUAGGCAUUUAUAACUGUGGUGGCAGGCAUAUCAAUUUCCGGUAAUAACAGAUGUUGGGAGAAAAAAAAAACAAUGGCCGCCAUGUUGUACUGCCCUCUCUGACAGAAGGUCAUAGUUCACGAAUCAUCAGGUCAUAAUGUAAUAAUUAUGUGCAUGCUUGAUCAGAAAAGAAAGAACACUAGAUGUUUCCAGUGCACGAAAUAUUAUUUUUCCACGAAUAUAUAAAGCCCAUCUCCUUCUAAAAAGCACAAACUUCAGUUCACCACGCACGCACUAAGCAAUCAAAGAGUGAGAGAUAUUCCAUUGACAUGUUCUUAAAAGAUUCACAUUUGCAAGAUAUUCUUUAGAAACGUUCUAAAUACCUUUUUGGCUUCUGUCUUGUUUAAAUCAACCAAAUAAAAUCGCAUUCUCUACAU